AUGGGAAGGUCUUUCAAUCCAUCAAACGCGGACUAUCUGUUCCCAUUAGAUGAUGACGUCGAUGAUCAAUUCCCACAACAGCAGCAGCAGUCCAUACAAAAAAAGAAACGGAAGCAUUCACCAGUGGCGGGUACAUCGAGAGCGAGUCCUGCUCCAGUUCGAGCAGUUACUGCCCUAGCGCAGCCAACAGGGGAGAAAAAAAAGAAACAUAUUAUAAACCCGGUGGCUAUGAAGAAGCCAACAGCUAACGACCUUUUCGGUAGUGAAAGUGAAGACGAGGUUUCGCCGCCAACAUCAAUAACACAGCCGGGUAAUAAACCUAUUCACUCAUAUAUUACGAGAAGGCUUGCAAGCGGAUAUUCUCGUCAAGUAGACGAUGCAAAACGAGGGACACACUACAUAGAUUUACGAGUUUAUAGGUGCGAUGAGAUCGAGCACGUACAGCCUAUGAAUCGAUGGCGUCACUCAAUUGUUUGUGUGAAAACUAGAACUAAUGAUAACACAGAGACGUGGCAACUUCUUACCAAUUUUAUAUCAGCUACUCGUAAAGAGUAUCGUAACUGCUCCCCCACUUUUAUCAGUAAUUAUUAUUAAAUUUAAGAAGUUUAAGCUUAUACAGUACUUAGACUUUAGGCUUUGGUAUACUGUUUAAAUUUCGUAAAUUAAAAUUACUGACAAAAAUUACUUAGUUAAUAAGUUUGUAACGAGUGAAAAACAUAUAUACUAUAACUUACUUUAAUCUUUUAUAUAAUAAUAAUAGGCUUAAUCCUAACAAAUAUAUAAUUAGUAAUAUCUUUUGUUUUUUUUUUUUUGUUUUUUCCAGUACAACAUAGCUCCGAUUCAAGAAAAUGUGAAUACUGUCAAAUUGAAAUAAAUUAAAAUGAACACCGAUACCAUUUGAGAACAAAUUUGCAUAAGUCUAAUUGUCUGUUGAAAUCGAAAUUUGAAGAUAUUGAUAUUAUAGCUACGGCAUUUAAAAAUAGAAUAAUUACAUAUGGACUUAAUCCCUUGGAAGAGUACCUUACACCAGAGGCAUUCCUAGUGGAUAAUAAGAAAUAUAUUUUGGAUAUUAUAAAUGACUGUCUUCUAAAACAUGAUUGUAUUAAAUUGAACGUUGAGUUGUUUUCUUAUUUUAUGAGACCGAUGGUAAAUGAACAUCAACUUAAAUCAUUUAAUACAAAAUAUGAAAUAAUAUACCACAGUACAGAUAUUAAUGAAUUCAUCAUAAACAUUAUAAAUAUAAUUGACAGAAAAAUAUCAGAAUUUCAACACUGUGAAUCAGGAUGGUCUCUCAUUUCAAUAAGUCAUUUAGAGAUCAACAUAAACAAAUAUAGUCCAUUGAAAGGUGGUUCAUAUUGUAUAUUGAUUUACAAAAUGAAAUAAAAAACACAAAAAGUUGUAUAAAUAUUCAAAGUGAUGAUAAUUUUUGUUUCUUGUGGAGUAUUAUUGCGGGAUUAUUUCCACAAAAGAAAAAUGUUUGUAGAAUUAAUUCCUACCCUCAUUAUUCCAUAGUAUUGAACAUUAAUGGUAUGAAUUUUCCACCGUCAUAUAAUGAUAUUAAAUUGUUUGAAAGGAUCAAUCCUGAAGUCAGUGUAAAUAUUUAUGGAUUAGAUAAUAAAAAUAAUGUAACCGGACCGUUAUAUAUAACCUCUUCAAGGAAAACAAAAUAUGUGAAUUUAUUAUAUAUUGAGAAAAAUGGUAAAUCU
Messenger RNA from Diatraea saccharalis (sugarcane borer), 1706 nucleotides. The record is from the annotation of a GenBank genome assembly. Lineage: Eukaryota; Metazoa; Arthropoda; Insecta; Lepidoptera; Crambidae.